AAUAAUUGUUCAAUCAAUGCUUGUAACAUAACACAUCAAAUCAUGCGAAACUUAAGGAAUUCGAGGCAUACCCUUGUUGAGUUUCCCAGCGACUCCCUGCCACCCACAGCUACCACCUGGGACCCUGCUACAGACGGACUUAUCGCUGCCUUCGGUCCUUCAUCUUCCAGCCCGGUCAUCGAACUCAGACGCAUAGCCAAGGACUGUUACUCAAGCGAGCAUGCCAAACAAAUCGCUUCAUGGGACGCGCCCAGUCCUCUGCCAGAUAUCCCCGUCGACCGUAUCUUGUCGUUGCAAUACUUUGCCGACACUGCUACCAUCUGUUUGAUCUUGGCUGGUGGCGAUAUCGUCAUUGUAAGAGAAGAGCCAUUGCCCGGAGAGGACCUUAUCGAAAUCGUUGGUUCGGUCGACGAAGGUAUUGCUGCAGCUGCAUGGUCGCCUGAUGAAGAACUGCUGGCUAUCAGCACUCGCGCCAACACCUUGAUUCUCAUGACUCGCGAUUUCGAGAGCAUUGCCAACAUCACCCUUUCUCCAGAAGAUGUCCAGGUCUCAGCGCAUGUUUCUGUCGGCUGGGGCAAGCGUGAGACGCAAUUCCAAGGCAAGAGAGCCAAGGCUUUGAAAGAUCCUACAGUGCCUGAGCACGUCGACGAGGGUCAACUUAGUUCUUUGGAUCAGAUGCAAACAACAAUCAGCUGGCGUGGAGAUGGUGCUUACCUCGCUGUUAACUCUGUUCAAGAUGGGAAGCGAAGAAUGAUCAGAGUCUACUCACGAGAAGGUGUACUUGAGAGUGUUGGCGAGCCUGUAGAUGGACUUGAGGGUGCUUUGAGCUGGAGACCUGCUGGAAAUCUUAUGGCUGGUAUUCAGCGCCGAUCUGAUCGUGUCGAUGUGGUCUUCUUCGAGCGAAACGGCUUGCGUCACGGUGAAUUCUCUCUGCGUCUAUCUGCAGAGGAUAUGGAAAGCUGGGCCAGUACCAUCACUCUUGCGUGGAACAGUGAUUCUACUGUCCUUGCUGUCUCUUUCAAAGAAAGAGUACAGUUGUGGACCAUGGGCAACUAUCACUACUACCUCAAGCAGGAGAUCUUCACGAAUGCUACAUCUGAAGCAGAGUCACUCUCGGUUCGCACUGCCUGGCAUCCGGAGAAGGCACUGUACCUUUCUGCAUCAUCCGACUACUCCCUGCACAUGCUCUCGUAUGUAUUCACCGUCUCAAAGAGCUCGACAUCGCCGCCAAACGAUCUUGGCCUCACCUCUGUCAUCGAUGGCCGUAACCUGAAGAUCACACCACUCCGAGUAGCCAACGUACCGCCGCCUAUGGCUUUUGCGGAAUUGGAACUUGGUGCCAAUGCUAUUGAUGUUGCUGUCAACCAAUCAGCAACGAUGAUCGCAGUCCUGCAUCAGCAAGGUGUUUUCCUUUAUGAGCUCAACUACAGUGUCAGGCCUUUCCAACAUCCUAGGCUUUUGCGCGAGGUACCAAUGGCUGAGCAAAUUCCUCGACAAAUCGCUUUCUCUGGAGAGGACAAUAUCUCUGUGCUUUGCAGUCAGCCAAAUUCUCAAACAGAUUGCAUUGUCGAGCUCAAGGCUUCUGACGACGCUGCCUUCGAUUCUAACGAAUUGACCCUAGGCGUUGGUUCUCUCUUUUCUGCCAUGGACCUCUCCAAUGCUUGCUUCGAGGAUUCACAUGGUGGCGUGUACGAAGUCACCGCAGCUGCUUCUACUUCAUUGCUCGCUAAACUUCCAGUUCAUUGUCCCUGGACCGAGGUGUGGAAGGAUGAUGAGACAAUAAUUGUGUUCGGCCUCUCAUCUGGUGGUACUCUGUUUGGCUACCGCAAGUCUUCAGAAGAUGAUAAGGCGCAAGAAUGUCUGCAAAUUCGCAAUUGCACGUCUUUCUUGACCACGCCUGCUCAUCUGAUUUUCACUACCACUCAACAUCUCCUCAAAUUUGUCCAUCUCCAUCAAGGCGAUCUCGAGAUACCUCAGGAUGAGCCCGAGAAGGACGAACGUUGCCGCAGCAUUGAGAGAGGCGCUAGACUGGUGGCAGUCAUGCCUACAGCAUUCUCUUUAGUCCUCCAAAUGCCCAGAGGAAAUUUGGAAACAAUCUAUCCCCGUGCCUUGGUUCUAGCAGGCAUUCGCAGAAGUAUAAGCGCUAAGGACUACAAGACCGCUUUCUUUGCGUGCCGUGGCCAGAGAGUGGACAUGAACAUUCUUCACGACUACGCUCCGCAACAGUUCAUGGCGAAUGUGCUCCUAUUCUGCAAGCAAUUGAAAAAGGCCGAGCACAUUGAUUUGUUCCUCUCACAACUAAGGGACGACGAUGUUGCGGAAACCAUGUACAAGGAGACUCUUAACGCCCCAAAAUUGGGUCUGCAUGGAGACGGCCCAAGCGAAAGCCAGCAGAAUCUCACUGAGCCUCCAAGCUCGAAGAUCAACAGAGUCUGCGAUGCUUUCUUGGACGUCUUGCGGAACAGAACAUCUACCCACUUACAAAACAUCAUCACAGCGCACGUUUGCAAGUCACCGCCUGAUCUCGAUGCUGGUCUCACUCUCAUUGCCAAGUUGCGAGAGGAGCAGCCAGACCUGGUGGAACGCGCUGUUGAACACAUUUGUUUCCUUGCAGAUGUCAACCAGCUAUACGACCACGCUCUUGGACUUUACGAUCUUGACGUCGCAUUGCUCAUCGCUCAGCAGUCGCAGAAGGAUCCUCGAGAGUACCUCCCCUACGUCCAGGGCCUUGGCAAGAUGCAACCACUUCGAAGGCAAUUUACGAUUGAUCACGACCUGAAGAAGCACAGCAAAGCUCUCGGUCACUUGUUUACCAUGGAUGAAUUUGAUGAGCUCAAGACAUACAUGGCAAAACACGAACUCUACAGCGACGCCAUGCAGCUCUACAGAUACCAGGCUCAGCGAUUGAACGAGAUUAUGAGGUUGAACGCAGACUAUCUCAACAGUCGCAACCGUUACAAGGAGGCAGGUAUUGCUUACGAGUACCUUGGUGAGUACGAUCUGGCUUUCGAGGCAUAUAGAUCUGCAAAUGAGUGGCGUGAAUGCCUUUCCUCGGCUACUCUCAUACCACUGCCCGAGGAUGAGCUCGUGGCUGCAGGUGAGGCAUUCGCCGAGGCACUUACGGAGUCAAAGGAGCAUCACGACGCAGCUACUGUCUACCUGGAUUACCUGAAUGAUAUUGAGGGAGCUAUCAGAUCUCUUUGUAAGGGUUAUUACUACGCGGAGGCCAUCAGAGUCGUUGGACUGAGACGUCGUCCCGAACUUAUCGCAUCUGCCAUCGAUCCCGGUCUCGUAGAGGGCUCGGCGACCAUGACAGAGCUUCUGGCUGAAAUGAAGGGUCAGCUCAAUGCUCAGGUUCCGCGCCUUAGAGAGUUGAGACAGAAGAAGGAGGAAGAUCCACUCGCCUUCUUUGGUGGUGUUCCUGCAGACGGGCCAGAUAUCCCGGACAACAUCUCGCUCGCACCCACAGAGGCAACGACCUCAGCUGGUACUUUCAUGACACGAUACACAAACCGCAGUACUGGCACUCUUGCCUCGAACGCGACUCGCAAGACUUCGAAGAAUCGCCGCCGUGAAGAGCGCAAGCGAGCUAGAGGAAAGAAGGGCAGUGUAUAUGAGGAGGAAUACAUUGUCAACUCAAUAGGCCGUCUCAUUGAGCGUACAAACAGCGUUAGUGAGGAGGUGGCUCGUCUCGUUGAGGGUCUUAUGAGGAGAGCGAUGAGGGAACGUGCUGUCGCGGUGGAGAACGCCAUGAUCGAGGUCGUCGAGUUGUGUAAGGCAUGCAUCCCUGAAGUUUUCCAGGUCAAACCAACACUGCCCUCCAAUCCCGAGGCUGGAGAGCUCAAUGGGGAGGACGAAGCUGGCAGGCCCACAGCCGGUGGUCAGGCCGUGUUCUAUGAUGCUAUGGAAGCGAACCAAGCCAAACGAGAGCCGCCGGUGAUUAAAGCCUUCUCAAGACUUUCAUUGCUUGGUUAAAUAGUUGUAUAGCGCAGAACGUGACAAAACCAACC
Molecule: messenger RNA, 4010 nt
Organism: Aureobasidium pullulans EXF-150
Lineage: Eukaryota; Fungi; Ascomycota; Dothideomycetes; Dothideales; Saccotheciaceae
Product: IkappaB kinase complex, IKAP component
Exons: 2
Coding region: 43-3975 (1310 amino acids)
Biological process (GO): tRNA wobble base 5-methoxycarbonylmethyl-2-thiouridinylation
Cellular component (GO): elongator holoenzyme complex; cytosol
Molecular function (GO): protein binding; tRNA binding
Source: RefSeq, a predicted model, not a curated record